Messenger RNA from Colletotrichum chrysophilum, 570 nucleotides. RefSeq lists its product as uncharacterized. Gene Ontology annotation, cellular component: endoplasmic reticulum membrane. The transcript has 2 exons. Gene Ontology annotation, molecular function: 3-dehydrosphinganine reductase activity. Lineage: Eukaryota; Fungi; Ascomycota; Sordariomycetes; Glomerellales; Glomerellaceae. The record is from RefSeq and is a predicted model, not a curated record. The coding region runs from base 1 to 570 and encodes 189 amino acids. Gene Ontology annotation, biological process: sphingolipid biosynthetic process.
AUGCAAAACAACUACCUAACCAGCGCUUUCCCAGCUCAUUCGCUUCUCAAACUGUGGAUCGACGAAGACAAGAAGAGCUCUGGAGACGAGGGACAGAAGACGCGGCAGCUUAUCUUCAUUAGCAGUGCAGCUGCCCUCUGCAAUGUUCCUGGUUAUAUUGCUUAUGCAGAAGCCGCCAUCUACUCUACUGCAACCUGCCAGUACAAGGUGCACUGCGCUUUCCCGAAUACGUUUAUGACGGAUGCGUUUCUGGACGAGCAGAAGACCAAGCCAGAUCUCACCAAGCGUAUCGAGUCGUCUGAUGGCCCUAUUGAGAAGCUUAAGACGAAGAUGCUUUCGGCUGAGUAUGUUGCAGAGUACAUCGUCAGAGGGGUGGCUAAGGGAGAUUUUGCUCUCGUCAGUGACUUCGACACGGAGGUGCUGUGGAGCAACAUGGUUGGCUCAUCACCCAAGAGGGGCUUUGGCUUCGUCGACUCUAUCCUUGGGCUGCUUUCGGGGUUCUUGGUCUGGCCGAUUUUGAGAUACAUCUGGACGCGCAUGUGCACCCAAGCUCAGAAGAAGAGUGUGUGA